Sitodiplosis mosellana (orange wheat blossom midge) is the source of this 597-nucleotide messenger RNA. RefSeq lists its product as uncharacterized. The record is from RefSeq and is a predicted model, not a curated record. The transcript has a single exon. NCBI's taxonomy places the organism in Eukaryota, Metazoa, Arthropoda, Insecta, Diptera, Cecidomyiidae. Bases 1 to 597 code for a protein of 198 amino acids.
AUGUCACAAAAUAAUGGAAAUCGUCGUGACGAUAAGACUGCCAGUGUACACCAUCAUCAACACUAUCAGAAUCAUUUGCGACAAGAUUUUGAUGACGACUUAGACAUGGAAUCAAGUUCUUCGGGUGGUGUGCGUGCUAAUUCAAGGCCACCGCAAAAGGAUUUUCGUAUUCUACGUUGUUUCUGUGGAUGUUCACAGCUAACGUACGAACAAAUCGAAUCGUAUGCCAUGAUGAACGUAAAAGGUGUCGUGCACAAUGAAGAAAGCAAAAAACUUCUGAAAACGUUCCUACAAAUCGGCCAUCGAAGUGAUAAAUCAAAUGCCUUAAUACUGUUGGAGUGUUAUGAAAAAUGCGAUCAAAUUUUGUCCGAUUUGGAUUCACAUCAAGACCAUUUGGAUGACCUGUUCGAUGUAUGUCCAACAUUUUUAUGGGAGCAAAAAAUAAACGAUGCCUGCGAAGCAGAUACACCGGACGAAGUUAAUCGACAGUUGGAAGAAGUUCUCAACGCUAUGAAGAAGGAAUGUCUCGGCAACAUCGAAAGUGACCACGAUUUCACGCGCUUCCGUCGCGAAUUACUCAGGAAAAUUGGAAAGUGA